UUUUUUCCUUCGUAUUUCGAGAAACAAGACAGGAAGGGUGUCGACGCACUGUCGAAGUGUGGCGACCCGAAAAAAGAAAGUCGUUGGUGUUUUUUGGGGGCUGACAUGAAGAUCGAUAUUCCUCCAGUUGUGUAUUAUUGAUCCGCUAACGAUGGAGAAGCUGACCGGGUUGUGUGUGCUGUUAGUGGCGCUGAGCCUCGCCGUAACCGAAGAUAAGUUCUUCACAGAAAACGGUAGUCUCACUCUGGAGGUGAGUGCUUCUAAUCCAGAACCCAUUAAAAACAUCCUGUGGAAAUUCGAUGGUCAUCUGCUGGCUGAGUGGAUCAAAGACAAGGUCCCUGUGGAGUUUUACCGCUCGUUUAAAGGCCGCUCAACCCUGAACACACAAAAUGGACGGUUGGUCGUCAACAGCAUGUCUGGAAAUGACACGGGCGUGUAUUCAGUGGAGAUCAACAGCAACGUCCAGAGCGUGAGCUACACGGCUAAAUGGAUCAGGAUCGUCCCCAAGCCUGAGGCAGUUCUAAAACCAUUGACUUGCACAUCUUCAAAGGCGUGUUAUGUGAGCUGUGAUGGAGACACCGAAGACGUGGGACCAGUCACCUACAGCUGGAAGAUGGGAGCCAAAGACUGGGAGCUGUUGGGAAAGCGCAUUGAAAUCACCGACAUUAAGAAUGCAUACGAUAAGGACUUCACGUGCCGGAUGGCUAACCCACUCAGUGCUAACGUUAGUGAACCCAUUACCAAUCCGUUCUACCAGGAGCACAAGCCGGAUGGUCCGCAAUCCGCUCUGUGGAUUGUAAUCGUUUUGCUGCUGAUCAUUUUGGCUGGUGUGGGUGUGGGUUUGUGGAAAUUUAAGAAAUUCCCCUUCCAAAAUCGAUGCUCCCACAGAACUGAUACUGAAGUUCAACCAACAGUUAAACCAACAUGUCAGCCUGAGAUACUUCCACUUAACCCCGAACAACCUACAUGAAGCGUGGAGCUGUUGUCUCACAGAAACAGGAUCAACUGUCCUCAGGGUGCUGUUUGCAACAGGAAACAUGGACAUGUUUGCGUGGUUUUAGCUUCCAGCUGUGUGCAUCAUCCACUGUUACUUGCAUUAGAAUUAUUCUCAUACUUUUUUUGCCUAAACAAUAAUGUUGAUUGGAGAACAGCAUGAAAACAUGAUAAUGUGUUUAAGAAAGGAAGAUGAAUGGAUGAAAGAACUCAUAAACUGCCUUUCAGUAUCAAUUCGGCUACAUUUCAGCUUGGAAUUCGUACUAUUCAGACAAUCCUACAUGAUCCAAACAAUAUACUAAUAAGUAUAAACUAAUCUAACAAAAGUGUGAGAUUUAAUUACCCAUCUCUGAAAUAGCUACGCAUCUUAAUUUUCUUUAUUUUUGACAAAUGAAAGUCUUUUCUUUGUCUUUUUUAAUUUAAAAGAAAAAUCGCUUGUAUUAAUGCACCUUAGGAACGCUGUCACUAUUUUGUUUCUGCUUCAAUUAGCAGUUUAAGAAGAAGAUUGAAUGUACAUCGUGUAAACAUAUAUUACACAUGCUUUUAUGAUAAAGUGAACAAAAAAUGCAGAGUUAAUGUCAAAGCAUGUAUAUCUGUGCCAUUAUCUUCUGGAUCAAUCUGCUUAAAGUCAUUUUAUGCACUGUUGUCUGUAAUAUUGUUUGACUUUUACUAUUUUUGUCCAUUUAGUUUCGUGUAUUUUUGUGUGGUAAGUUUACAAGCCACUAUUUUUGUAAUAUAUUGUGGUUAGCAUUUUUAAGGUUUGAUUUGCUAUAUGAAUUGUUUAUAUAAAGUGCCCUAGACAAUAAAUUGUGUGACUCUGCUAUA
Messenger RNA from Anarrhichthys ocellatus (wolf-eel), 1818 nucleotides. RefSeq lists its product as uncharacterized. The coding region runs from base 152 to 970 and encodes 272 amino acids. The transcript has a single exon. Gene Ontology annotation, cellular component: membrane. Lineage: Eukaryota; Metazoa; Chordata; Actinopteri; Perciformes; Anarhichadidae. The record is from RefSeq and is a predicted model, not a curated record.